Gordionus sp. m RMFG-2023 is the source of this 2885-nucleotide messenger RNA. Its product is annotated as ATP-dependent RNA helicase DDX54-like. Gene Ontology annotation, cellular component: nucleus. NCBI's taxonomy places the organism in Eukaryota, Metazoa, Nematomorpha, Gordioida, Chordodea, Parachordodidae. The record is from RefSeq and is a predicted model, not a curated record. The transcript is spliced from 12 exons. The coding region runs from base 30 to 2780 and encodes 916 amino acids. Gene Ontology annotation, molecular function: RNA helicase activity; ATP binding; RNA binding.
UUUGUAGUUAGGUUAAGUAAAAUUUUGAAAUGAUCAAGAAAAAAAAUUAUAAAUCUUCUCAGAAAAAUAAAAAUAGAUCUAUAGGAUUUGAAAGCAUGGGGUUUAGCUGGCCAUUAUACAAAGGAAUUCAAUUUAAAGGAUAUAAAAUUCCAACACCUAUUCAACGAAAAGUAAUUCCAUUAAUAUUAAGUGGCAAAGAUAUUAUAGCCACAUCCAGAACUGGAAGUGGAAAAACUGCUGCAUUUUUGUUGCCAAUUUUGCAGAAGAUAAAUGAUAAUAAGUCUUUAAAAAAUAAUAAAAGAGAUAAAAAUAUUGAUCAAAAUGAAUUUACAAGGAACAAAGUUAAUGGGACAAUAGGCUCUUCAAUAAAGGCAAUAAUAAUUUCACCUACCAGAGAAUUGGCUGUUCAGACUUUUAAAUUUGCUAAAGAAUUUGCAAAAUUUACUGUAGUAAAGUCAGCCUUAAUACUUGGCGGUGAUAGCAUGGAAGGUCAAUUUUCGCUAUUACAUGGUAGUGCACCUGAAGACUUACCAGACAUCAUUAUUGCCACUCCAGGAAGAUUGUUACAUUUAUUGGUGGAAAUGAAAGUUGGCAGAUUGUAUAAUGUUAAAUUUUUGGUUUUGGAUGAAGCUGAUAGGCUAUUAGAAUUAGGCUUUGCCCCUCAGAUAUCUUCCCUUGUUCAAGAACAUCUACCUUCUCAAGCAUCUUGCUCUUCUUUUUCCCUCAGGCAAACACUAUUAUUUUCUGCAACUUUUUCUUCUCAAAUGGCCUCAAAUUUUACUUCCUCCGUUGAAACCUCCUCUAUUUUCCCUGAUCUUCCUUCCCCCUUCGUUUUUGUCAAAUGUGAUGCUGAAUACAGAAUGAGUCCUGAAUUAAGCCUACAAUUUUUAGCUUGCAAAGGCACAAAUCAGUUGCACAGUGGGGAUGGCACGGAUAAAAUUCAUUGUUUGUUCCGGUUGAUUGAAAGUUUUAUAAGUGAAAACUCUAAUAAACAAUCGCCAAAAGAAAAGGAAGUGGUAGGGAAUAUAUUUAAAAAUUCAUUUCCAGAUAGAAGGCCAGCAGCUAACUCGAUAUUCAAUGAAAAUAGUGACAUAAAUGAUAAAAAUACAAAAAAAUAUAGCAUAGAUGACGAUAAUAAACACUUUGGCUUGGAUGCCCAAAAAGGCGAUAAAAAAUGGAAGAUUUUAGUAUUUUUGCCCACGAAAUAUCAUGUCGAUUAUAUCAGAGAGCUAAUAUUGGCUCGUUUAGGAAUCGAAUGUACCUACGUAUACAGCUCGUUAGAUGCUUCAGCCAGAAAAACGAACAUAUCGAAAUUCAGGGAAGGCAUUUCAGAAAUUAUGUUGGUCACGGAUAUAGCUGCCAGAGGCUUGGAUAUACCCUUACUCGAUUGCGUUAUAAACUUUACUUUUCCAUCCUCCCCAAAGCUAUUUUUGCAUAGAGUCGGCCGAGUCGCCAGAGCUGGUAACAAAGGAACCGCUUAUUCCCUUAUCUCUCACCAAGAACUCCCUCACGUAUAUGAUUUCUUGAAUUUCAUCGGGCACGAUUUGCUCUAUUACAGGGCUGGAAUGGGAUCGCUGGACGAAAUAACUCAGGAAAGGCAUGAUCAAGGCUUAACUAGAUCGUUCCACUUAUUCGGAAGUAUUCCCGAUCAUUUAAACUCCUUUUCCGAUUACAAGGUGACGGAUAAUGCGAAUAGCAUUGAUAAAAACGAUUACAACCUCUCUAACUUGGCCGCCGUAUGUGACAGAGCUCUUCUAAAAUUCCUUAAAUCCCAAACUCGACCCACUAAUGAAGCAAUCAAGAGACUUAAAGAAGAGUAUUUGAACAAGGGCGGAGCCUUGAUGCUUAGAGCCCACCCUAUUUUCGUCGAUCAGGAUGAAAAUGCUGAACGAGCAGACGAUAAAUUGCGGUUUUUAGCCCAGCUUAAGAACUUUAAAAAAAAUUGUCAAAACAACAAAAACAUAGCAUUUCCAAAUUUGACCACACAAUCCCAAAAGCCCCGAAAAUCCGUCAAGCGUUCGAUCUCUUUACAUUUUCCUCGAAAUACCGUAGCUCCUAUAUUGAAUUACACCGCAACGCGAGGAAAAUUCGCGAACCCAGCUUGUUUUGUUCCUUACGCCCCUCAAAAUAACGUUAUCCAAAAGGCGGAAGAUCAUGUGCUCGAUAUAGGUUAUGAUGACGGUACUACCCCCAGGAAUACAAAAAACGAAAGGAAAGGAAUAAAAGAAAAAAUGGUAUGGGAUUCUAAGCGGAAAAGAUUCGUGAAUGCUAACGACCUCAAAUCUAACCGCAAAAAGCAAAAAAUAGUUAACGAGAGUGGGGUUAGAGUCUUGGGAUCGCGCAGCAAACCCGAGAUAUAUCUAAAUUGGCUCAAAAAAACAAAUGGGGGUAGCGCUCUUUAUUGUCAACUCAAUGAUAAUGCCCCCAAUAAACAAUCUGAUCAAAAUUACGAAGCAGACAAUGAUGAAACAAAUGAAAUCGAAACACUAGGCAAUCGCAAAAGGGUUCUUAAUAAUGAUUGGAGAAACCGGCCUAAAUUUAGAGGAUCUUUUAAUAAUGUCCUUAAAUGCAAUAAACCGAAUUUCUCUAAAAAUUUUGGUAAUAGGAAAAGUAAGCUUUCUAGUAAAAACAAAGGAGGCCCCGAAAGGGCCUUGGGCCUUAGAAAACCCGAGCAGGUAUUCAAAGAACGAUAUAAGAAAGAGAAGAAACAAGCAUUUGCAAAUUACAGGAAAAAUAUUAACGCGUCCAAACAUCAAAAGAAGUCUAAAGGAAAACUAUAAUAUUUUUUUAAAAAUUAAGGAUUUUGUAUAUCAUUACAGAGCAAAUGUAUUUAAUUAUAUUUUAAAAUAAAUAAAUCGUCGAUUUCAUCAUUUUAUAUAAAUAUA